This is a messenger RNA of Hyaloperonospora brassicae, 954 nucleotides long. NCBI's taxonomy places the organism in Eukaryota, Oomycota, Peronosporomycetes, Peronosporales, Peronosporaceae. The record is from the annotation of a GenBank genome assembly.
AUGGCAGGUAGUCGGACCAACAAGACGAAGCUGUCGGCGAAGGACAUGGAGCACCAUCGCGCGUACAUGAAGAAGUACAGGGCGCAGUCGGGUGACGCGCACAAGGACAAGCUGCUGUACAAGGACCACUACGAGCUGCUCAACGUGCCGCGCGGUGCUUCCCACACAGAAAUCCGCAGGGCGUAUCGCCAGCUCGCCCUCAAGUGCCAUCCAGAUAGGAAGCCGUCGGCCGAAGCGCUGGCGCGGUGGGAGGGCGUACCAGCGGCGUACGCGGUGCUGUCGAACCCGAACGACCGGACCGAGUACGACGCCACGUUGCCGACGCGAGACGCCCUCGUGGAGUUCUAUUGCACCUACAACCCGGCAAAGCUGGACAACUCGACGAUCCAGACCAUCAUCGACAGCUGGCACGGCCGCGAGGUGGAGCUGUUUGAGAUGCUCAAUGCGAAAUACGAAGUGGCGCCGCACCAAGGCACGUCGAAGGGCACGCAACGUGCUGCUGCGAAUUCGGUCUCGCGUGACAAGGCACGCAAGAUCGCGAUGGACAGUCAGACGUGCAAGGUGAAGGAAGCGGAGGACACGGAGAUCAAGCGGGUAGGCACGGUUGGAUCUGCUUUUUGCUGCAAGGGCAUGCUCUCGCGCUUGCUUCGUACCACCUACUAUGAAGUGGAUACAACGAGCCCGGGCUUCAUGGCAGCCCACGGCGAAUCGGAUACGCCUGGUCAGGCCGUGUCGCUGAACUUGGAGUCCCCUGUGACGCCGCUGGGAACGCUAUCGCCUGCAAGCCCGGUCUUUGGGCCACCUGUCGACACAGACAACUUGUCGUCUGUGACGACUGCAGACGGCUCGCCACCAAGCGUUGACGGUGACUAUUGCACAAGAAUAACGGAGGAGUACCGCAUGUCACCGCUCGGCCCACGAGCAGCUCCGUCGAGAAUUGCGACUACCCGCUAA